Dictyostelium purpureum is the source of this 450-nucleotide messenger RNA. RefSeq lists its product as uncharacterized. Lineage: Eukaryota; Evosea; Eumycetozoa; Dictyosteliales; Dictyosteliaceae. The annotation marks the transcript as partial. The transcript has a single exon. The record is from RefSeq and is a predicted model, not a curated record.
CAAAUAAAUAAACAAAUCCUUAUUUAUUGUAUUAAACAUGUCGAGUUAUAAUUGUUCGAUUUGUUUAUCAGGAUUUGAUGAAGAAGAGAAACCAUAUAGAUUACCAUGCUCACAUAUUUUUCAUAAACCAUGUGCCACCGAUUGGGUACUAAAUAAAAAAACAUGUCCAUGUUGCAGAAAGGAGUUAAAAGGAAAUAUAGAUGAGAUAUUAACAUAUGACCAUUUGGUUUUAUCAUUGCUUUUGGAGUUACAAAUAAAUAAUAAAGCCAAUAAUAAUAAUAACAAUAAUAAUAAUAAUAAUAAUAAUAAUAAUAUUAAUAAUAAUAAUAAUAAUAAUAUAGAUAAUAAUAAUAGUAAAAGUAAUAGUUCUAAUUAUAUUAGCAAUGGCAAUAAUUCAAUAAAUAAAACAGUUUUCUCUAAAAAUGAUAAUGAAGAAAAAUAUUCAAAUUA